AUGGAGGAGUGGGCUGUGGUCGUGGACGGGGACUGGGCUCCGGAGCAGAACAAAACCGUGAAGAACAAACUUCUCAAACACUUCCUGAGCGAGAGGAAAGCCGGCGGCGGAGAGUGCAGCGUGAGCACCGAGGACGGGAAAGCCAGGGCCCGUGUGCUGUUCAGGUCCCGCGAAGUGAGGGACCGUGUGCUGUCCAUACAGAACCAUGAGAUCACUGUGGACCAGAGGAGAGUGGCGCUGAGGCUCAGUGUGGAGGCUCUCUCACCGAUUCAAACACACUCAUGCAGUGAUCCAGAUCCACAGAAAAGUGAGUCUCAGCCUCAAAGGAAUGAAGAUCUGGCCCAACAGUUAAAACCAGACUGUGCUCCCUCUGCUGGACUGGAGGCUGGCUGCAGUGUGUCUUUGGCCCCGUUGACUGAGAAGCUGACCAGAGACCUGCUGUGUAUUCUGGUAGAGAACGUCUGUGGUUUAGAUGAAAGAGAAUUUGACCUAGAGCUGAUCUGGGACUGUAGCAUUGCCGUGGUAACCUUCAAGAAUAACACAGACGCAGAGAAGUUCAUGUCUUUGAGUCAGAGUAGAGGCAAACUGAAAAGCAGAGGCCUGACUGCGACUCUUCUGCAGCCGGCGAAACAUGUGCGAGUGGAAAACCUGCCCCGUACAACGAUCAAGGACAUGUUGGAUCUGUAUUUUGAGAAGAAUUGGGCGGCACCAGACGACAUCCUGAUGAUCCAAGAGGAGCAAGCUGCACUUCUGUCUUUCUCCGACCCCAAUGUGGUGAAGGACAUCUGCUCCAAAACUGACCUCAUCAUCAAGUCCACUAAGGUCAAAGUCUACCCUUACCACCAGUCCCUGGGGGUGGCUCUGAUGGGCGCCGAUCGACCCGAGUUCAAAAUACCCGAAGCGUUCACUGAAAACGUGCUUGUCCCGGUCUGGCGGUUUCUCUGCAGUAAAAACCUCUCCGACGCCAUCAACGAAAAGAUGAGUCAGCACUUUUGCCAGGUCAACAUGGACACGCCGCAGGUCAAACUCAGCCCUCUCCCGAGCUUUCUGCGGCAAAACAACCUCACCAAAGAGCGUGUGGAAAACUGGAGACCCGAAGCUUUGAAGGCAUUUCGAGGGCAAAUGAACGAAUAUGGCGCCUUUGAUUGUCCUGUGAACAGCGAGGCGUGGAGACUGGUGGAAACAGAAGUGCGUGGCAUAGUGAAGGAAGACGCAGAGCUGAUUUUGGAUUAUUCAAAAGGCGUUCUCACCGUGGCUGCAAGUUUCACAACCAUACGACAAGUCAGGGCCCAAGUGGAGGGAGCGGUUCGCAAAAAGCUUAAUCAAAUCGAUCGAGAAAAGAACGGGAUUGUGGACAAGAUGACACUAGAUCCAGCCGUGUUUCACAUUUUAAAUGAAAGCGGGCUCCAGAAGGCUGCUAAAAACAUCUCUUCUGAUCUCUCCUUUAACUUUGACAAAGGAGUCUUGACAAUAGAUGGAAUGCAAGAAGUAGCUGAACAUUUAAGCAAGUUUAUUCACGACUAUUCCAAAGUGCAGGAGAGAGUCAGGGUCAAAUCGUGCGCUGUUGUUCACUUCAUUAAAAAAAAGAAGCUGGAAGAAUGGAACAGAAUUGCCAAAGAUAACCAGGUUAUUGCAGAGUUUGACCCGGAGCGACCCAAAUUCACCAUCUCUGGGCCACGCAUUCACGUCCACGAAGCCAAAUCGCUUUACCAUAAACUCGCAAACUCUCUCUUAAACGAUACGCUUCAGGUGCAGAAACCCGGGGCCAAAAAGUUCUUCAUGACCCAGGGAGCGUAUUUUCUUUCAACCGUCUUGAACGAUGUCGGAUGUGCAGUGAUUUUGCAUCCCGAUCUCCCUGACGACGACAACGAUGACGAAUGUGGAGAUCUCUCGGAGGUUGAAGAAGGCUCAUGCAUGGUACAAGUCAAAACGAUGAGAGGAGUUGAGGUUUUGGUGAGAAAAGCAGACAUGUCCAAGCUCAAAGUAGACGCGGUGGUGAAUGCGGCGAAUGAGGAUCUGCAGCACAUUGGCGGGCUAGCGUUAGCGCUCCUAAAUGCUGCAGGGCGAGAUUUGCAGCGAGAUUGCGACAAUUUCAUCAAGCAAAAUGGGAAGCUUCCUGCAGGCCAGACCUUUGUCACUCGGUCAUACAGACUUCCGUGCAAACAUGUUAUCCACGCGGUCGGGCCAAAAUACACAGAAAAUGGAGCCAAACUCGCACAUUUUCUCCUCAAUCUCGUGGUGAAAGAUUGUCUUACAAAAGCAGAAAAGUAUCGGUGCACGAGUGUAGCCAUUCCGGCCAUAAGCUCAGGGAUUUUCGGUUUCCCUGUGGAUCUGUGCGCAGAGACAAUCGCCCAAGCUGUCAGAGAAUAUUGCGAUGACCCGGAGAACCAGCAGGUGGCGCUCCGACAAGUGCAUCUGGUGGACAACAUUGACAAGACUGUAAAGGCUUUGGCUGAUGCUGUGAAGAGGGAGUUUUCUGAUCUAAAACCAACAACAAAAUCCAAGCUCCAAAUCCAGGGAGCUGUGGGUGGAUCUGAGCCUGGAUGGGAAACUGUGGUUUAUGAAGAUAUCGACCAAGCACAUCGAAAAGGUCCUGUUCAAAAGUCGACGAACAGGAGAAUCGUCCCUCAAAUCAAACCAAGACUGGGGCAGAACCUGGAGCAGACCACAGCAGAAGGAAUCAACAUCAGGCUGGUGAAAGGAAACCUCCAGGAUCAAACUACGGACGUGAUUGUGAACACCAUUGCAGAGAACAUGGACCUCCAGCAGGGGGCAGUGUCUAAGGCUCUUCUGCAGGCCGCGGGCUCCGGGCUGCAGGCCGCCGUGCUCUCCUCUACUUCCCAGGCGGACACGCUGACGGUCGGAGAGGUAGUCGACACAGACGCCUUCAACCUGCGCUGCAAGAAAGUGUUCCACACUGUGUGCCCGCCCUGGGACAAGGGGGCGGGGCUGGCACAAGCGAUGCUGGAGGAGAUAAUCCACAUGUGUCUGAACAAGGCGGAGAGACAGAGCUUCAGCUCGGUGGCGUUUCCUGCUCUGGGGACGGGGAACCUGAAGUUCCCACGCCCCGUGGUGUCUGCGCUGAUGCUGCGCGUGGUGCAUGAGUUCAGCCGCAAGCAGAGUCCCAGGCACCUGAGGAGCGUGCGGCUCGUGGUGCAUCCAAGCGACACGCAGACUGUGGAGUGUUUCACCAGGGAGUUCAAAGGACAGAACACUGAGGCAAGUGACCAAUCAGGACACGAGGUUGUGCCAUCGCCACAUCGCAACGACCAAUCACAGCAGCCCACAGCCUCUGGUGUGGCCCCUCCUCCAGGCUCCUUCGGACCGGUGACCAUUCCGUCUCUCGGGGUGUAUCAGAUGCAGAUGGGUCAUGUGACCCUCGAGGUCUCCUCAGGGGACAUUACUAAAGAGAGCUGUGAUGUCAUCAUUAACUCGUCCAAUCAGAACUUCACAUUGAAGACUGGCGUGUCCAAGGCCAUCCUGGAGGCAGCUGGUCGAGGAGUUGAGCUUGAGUGUGCAAAGAUUGUGAGCUCUCCUGGAUACCAGGACAGGCCUCUGAUCAUCACGUCUGCUGGGCAGCUGCCGUCUAAAAACAUCAUCCACAUCGCAGGAGCCAACAAGCCCCCAGUCCUGAAGGAAGUAGUGUACUCUGUGCUCAAACUGAGUGAGGAGAACAGUUUCACCUCUGUGGCCUUCCCCGCGAUUGGCACAGGUGCUGGGGGUGCAAACCCGUCCCUCGUGGCUGAGGCCAUGGUGGGGGCCGUGGAGGACUUUGUGAAGAAGAAGCAGCCAAAGACUGUGCGCAGCAUCAAGAUCCUGGUCUUCCAAACAGCGAUGGUCCCAGACUUUCAUAAGAGCAUGAAGAGCAGAGAGGGGCAGCCGUUGGAGAAGGGCCUCAUGGACAAGUUCAAAGCGUUUGUGUCGCCUCUGACUUCGUUCCUGGGUUUAAGCAGUGAAGUCAAAGAGAGUCUGGUUCUGGAGAGCGAGGAGUUUGAGCCCACCGUCUUUGAGCUCUGUGCAGAGAAUCAGAGGGCGAUCUCAGUGGCAAAGAAGAAAAUCGAGGACUGGAUUCUGACAGAACAGGCUCACAGAACCAUCACGGACCCCAUCCUGGUUCAAUUAGGCUCCAGUGACGUGCAGCUGCUGAAGGAGCUGCAGAAGAACCUCACGGUGCAGAUCAGACUGGAGACAAAGAACCCAGAGGAGGCAUGCAUCCACCUGGAGGGACUGACCCGAGACGUGUCCACAGCAGAGUCCGCCGUCAGGUCAGCACUGGUACUGCACUGUGCAGAGCAUGAACAACUGUGA
Molecule: messenger RNA, 4308 nt
Organism: Knipowitschia caucasica
Lineage: Eukaryota; Metazoa; Chordata; Actinopteri; Gobiiformes; Gobiidae
Source: the annotation of a GenBank genome assembly